Molecule: messenger RNA, 874 nt
Organism: Suncus etruscus (white-toothed pygmy shrew)
Lineage: Eukaryota; Metazoa; Chordata; Mammalia; Eulipotyphla; Soricidae
Gene: CSRP2
Product: cysteine and glycine rich protein 2
Exons: 6
Coding region: 132-713 (193 amino acids)
Biological process (GO): sarcomere organization; muscle tissue development
Cellular component (GO): Z disc; nucleus; cytoplasm
Molecular function (GO): structural constituent of muscle; actinin binding
Source: RefSeq, a predicted model, not a curated record
CCAGCCGAGGACACGCCCACGAAUAGGCCUUAAAGGCUCCGCGCCUGACCGCGGCCCGGGACCGCGCGUUCCGCUCCUUUGCGCAGCACCCAGUCUCUCUGCCCACGCCGCGCUCCUGCCCUGCAAUCGCGAUGCCUGUGUGGGGAGGCGGCAACAAGUGCGGGGCCUGCGGAAGGGCUGUGUACCAUGCUGAGGAAGUGCAGUGUGACGGCAGGAGCUUCCACCGCUGCUGCUUCCUGUGCAUGGUUUGCAGGAAAAACCUAGACAGCACCACUGUGGCGAUUCACGAUGAUGAGAUCUACUGCAAGUCCUGCUAUGGGAAGAAGUACGGGCCCAAGGGCUAUGGUUAUGGCCAGGGAGCUGGCACCCUCAACAUGGACCGCGGGGAGAGGCUGGGCAUCAAGCCUGAGAGCGCCCAGCCUCACAGGCCGACAAACAACCCAAACCCAUCGAAAUUCGCUCAGAAGUUUGGAGGUGUCGAGAAGUGCUCACGGUGUGGGGACUCCGUGUAUGCGGCCGAGAAGAUCAUGGGAGCAGGGAAGCCCUGGCACAAAAACUGCUUCCGCUGCGCAAAGUGCGGGAAGAGCCUGGAGUCCACCACACUGACAGAGAAAGAGGGCGAGAUCUACUGCAAAGGCUGCUAUGCAAAGAACUUUGGGCCCAAAGGAUUCGGCUACGGCCAAGGAGCAGGGGCACUUGUGCACGCUCAGUGAGGUGCAUCUACAAAUCUCCAUUUCCAACAGUGCUCGGCGAUUCUGGCAACACAUCAGUGUCCAGGGCAGGUGGGCUCAGGACCAGAGGUGGCACUGACUCCUGCUCUGGCAUCUUCAAGAAACAUUUCUUUUUGAUUCAAAAUAAAAGUUUGAUUUGGUUA